Dovyalis caffra is the source of this 273-nucleotide messenger RNA. Lineage: Eukaryota; Viridiplantae; Streptophyta; Magnoliopsida; Malpighiales; Salicaceae. The record is from the annotation of a GenBank genome assembly.
AUGAGCAGCGGCUUUGCUAUGCUGGGGCGGGGGGAGGAUGAAGAUGAUUAUGUGCCAGCUGAUGUGAGAUGGACUGAUGAUGUGUCACUAAUCAUUAGUGAUUAUGCUGUUAGAUUGGAACCAUUUGGAAGUGGACUUGGAGGAGACUUUGAAGAUUGUUGUGUCUUUGAGGUGGCUGAUAGAACUACUAAUCUAGAAGUCUCCGAUCGGAUCGCUAAACAUAUUGCAAGGAGAACAAUGAGUGGGAAAAAGCUUUCCGAUUUGAUGAGUUAG